Messenger RNA from Cucumis melo (muskmelon), 1673 nucleotides. Its product is annotated as probable E3 ubiquitin-protein ligase LUL4. Gene Ontology annotation, molecular function: ubiquitin protein ligase activity. Lineage: Eukaryota; Viridiplantae; Streptophyta; Magnoliopsida; Cucurbitales; Cucurbitaceae. The coding region runs from base 103 to 1305 and encodes 400 amino acids. Gene Ontology annotation, biological process: protein ubiquitination. The record is from RefSeq and is a predicted model, not a curated record. The transcript has 3 exons.
GGCGACUGUUCUUCAACUUCACACAAAUUACUUCUCCCAAAUUUUCAACAGAAAAAAGAUCCCAAAUUUUCAUUUCUUCUCCUCCGAUCUCUCAUUCUUGAAAUGGGUAUUUCAUGGAGUAACAGAAGAAGAAACAACUACCUUCAGAACCCACCUCCACCUCCUCCUCCGCCCUACCUUUCUUCUUCCUCGUUCUAUUACCCCCCUGAACCCCAAUCUCUUUCUCCUGCUCCACCUCCGCCGCCACCGCCGCCCCCGCUUCAGACUCAUCAGUUUACUAAUUCUCACCCUCCCCCCCCGCACAGCCACCCUUACGGUUCAACUUCUCAGCCACUACCUCUGCCACCGAUUCCUCAUCCUCCUCCCCCUGCCCCUGCCCCUGCUCCUCACUCUUAUUACUUCUCUGGUGGGUACAAUUCGUGUAAUUAUGGGAAUUCUUCGAUGGGGCGUUUCAAUUUUUACCCUUAUUAUGCUAAUCAGAGUAAUGGAUGGUCUCAAAUUCGGCCGCCCAUGGGUCCGCCGUUGCUUCCGCCACCACCUUUGCCGAUUGUGGAGCAUCGGCAAGCGAAGAAGGUUAGAAAUGAUGUGAAUGUACAUAAAGAUACUUUAAAGAUUGAGGUGGACGAGCAGAACCCUGAUCAUCAUUUGGUUUCUUUCGUUUUCGAUGCGUUGUAUGAUGGAAGCAUAACCAUUCUAUUUUUUGCCAAGGAAGAGCCCAAUUGUAGGUUUGUUCCAGUAUAUCCCGAUGCCUUCAAGCCAGUAAAAAUCCCAUUUCAGAAGGGUCCUGCUCAGAAAUUCUUUCAGCCCGUAGGAACUGGCUUUGACUUGGGAUUUUUUGACUUGGAUGACCUCUCAAAACCUUCACCUGCAGAAGACACGUUCCCUCUUGUUAUAUCAGCUGAGACUUGUUCACCAUCUCAAUCUGAUGAUGAACGAAUUGGUGAACCUCAACAAGAUAAUUCACACAUGCAAAUAACUCAAGCUGUUUUGGAGAAGAAAAAUGGUGGUCCUUUCCAGGUUAAAGUGAUUAGGCAACUACUGUGGAUUGAUGGAGUCAGAUAUGAGUUGCGUGAAAUAUUUGGAAUAGGGAGUUCAUCAGCAGAAGGUUUUGACGACAAUGACACCGGGAAGGAGUGUGUCAUUUGCAUGACUGAACCCAAGGAUACUGCCGUACUACCAUGCCGACAUUUGUGCAUGUGCAGUGAAUGUGCCAAGGAACUGAGACUUCAAUCCAAUAAAUGUCCUAUUUGCCGUCAACCAAUUGAAGAACUAAUAGAAAUCAGGAUAAACAAUAGCGACCAAUGAGAAUUUCCUCUUCAUCCUUUGUUGGAUCGCCUGGUAUGGCUAUUAAAUUCUUUGGUUUUUGAUGUGUCAUAAUCCCACAUACUGCAUUCUUUAGUAUCUUUACACACACACAUAUUUGUAUAUUUCUUUUUCUUCGUAUACAUAACACUAGUGUAGUAGUUACAACUUGAUAUUUCCAUCUCAUGUCUAACUGUCAAAUAAUGUCAUACCAAUCGUCUCAGAUCUGACUUUCUACUGUAAUGUAUGAUUUGAACACAUAACAUUCGUGGUUUUCGUAUGUGGUGCGUUAAUGUGCACAUAUGUAUUAAGUGUAUGAAGAUUGAAUAUACAAAAAUUGGGUUCAGGUUCUUACUUGACCUAUUUUAUAA